CCCUGGGGAGCGGAGGGGCGCCCAGGUGGAGGGAGGGCGCGCGAGGGACGGGGAGGGGCCGGCUGGAGCGGAGCCCGGCGCUCCUGGCCAGGCGCGGAACGUACCAUCUGCCCGGACUCCCCUCCCCAUGCACUGCGGCGGCGGAGGCGAGAGAGAGAGAGGGAGAGAGGGAGAGCAUAACAAUAUCUCUGCCCAGGUCUCCCCUCCACAUCUCUUCCCCACCGCACGGCGCCCUUGUAUUGACACGUCCUCUCCAGGAAACAGGCAAUAAGGAGGGAACCAGCACACCGAGGGAGAGGGAGAGGGAGAGCAUCCCACCAUCAUGUCGGUGGCCUUUGCUUCUGCUCGCCCGAGAGGGAAAGGAGAGGUCACGCAGCAAACUAUCCAGAAGAUGCUGGAUGAAAAUCACCAUCUAAUACAGUGCAUUAUGGACUAUCAGAGCAAAGGAAAAACAGCAGAAUGUACUCAAUACCAACAAAUCUUGCACAGAAAUCUGGUGUACUUGGCAACAAUAGCAGACUCAAACCAGAAUAUGCAGUCAUUGCUUCCUGCUCCACCGACGCAAAACAUGUCCCUGGGCCCCGGAGGGAUGAAUCAGAGCGCAUCCAACCAGGCUCUCCAUCCACAGAGCAACCUCAGUGAUGCAAUCGGGACCGGCCUUCCGCCUUCCUCCCUCAUGCAGAGUCAGAUUAGUAACGGUCCCAAUCAUGUGUCUAUGCAACAGUCAGGCCAGAACACAAUGCCCACGACUUCCCUGAGCAUGACUGUCAGCAGCCACGGAACUGGGCCCGGCUAUAGCCAUACGGUGCCUGCUUCUCAGAAUGUACCAAUGCAAGGCCAAGGGUCAAUAGGCAACUACGUCUCACGGACAAAUAUCAACAUGCAGUCCAACCCAGUGUCCAUGAUGCACCAGCAAGCGGCAACGUCGCAUUACAAUUCUGCGCAAGCAGGAACCCAGCAUUACCAAGGGCAGUCUUCCAUUGCAAUGAUGAGUCAGAGUAACCAAGGCAACAGCAUGAUGGGACAGCGGCCGAUGGGCCCCUACCGACCUUCACAGCAAGGCUCCUCUCAGCAGUAUAUGGGCCAGGAGGAAUACUACAGUGAACAAUACAGUCACGGACAAAGUUCAUCAGAGCCCAUGAACCAGCAAUAUUAUCCUGACGGUCAUGGGGACUAUGCGUACCAGCAGUCAUCCUAUUCCGAACAAAGCUAUGACAGAACAUUUGAUGAUUCCACACAGCACUACUAUGAAGGCGGGAAUUCCCAAUACACUCAGCAGCAAGCGGGAUACCAACAGGGAGCUGCCCAGCAGCAGACCUAUUCACAGCAGCAAUACCCAAAUCAACAGAGCUACCCAGGACAACAGCAAGGAUAUGGUCCUGCCCAAGGAGCUUCAUCACAAUAUUCCAGUUACCAACAGGGCCAGGGGCAACAGUAUGGGAGUUACAGAGCUUCUCAGACAGGACCAUCUGCACAGCAACAGAGGCCUUAUGGCUAUGAGCAGGGCCAGUACGGAAACUAUCAGCAAUAAAAGGAGGAGCACCUGUGUCAAAAUUUGUUUCAAUAUUUAUGUCCGUCUUUCAACCCUGGAUGUACGGACAUUUUUUAAAAUUCACUGUAAUAUGUUGGUUCCCCCAUUAGCACAAAAGGAGCAUCGGUAUGUGAAAUAGUAUUCAUUUCAUGCUGGAUAUGAAGCAGAGCACUACUGGUAACAAGGCAAUGCUUUGAUGGUUUGGUAUAUUUUGGUGCUGUGUAUAGUUAUUGUAUGUUGAUACAAUGCAGAGAUUCUUCCUUCUUUACCCACAAACCCUUUUGAUGUUUUAAACUAGUUUUAGAGGUUGCCUGAUGGAUCAGAGUUCUGUGUACCCAAUCCCCCCCUUUGAAAACGACAAUAUUCCAAAACACAUCUAAUGUGUAAUUCAGUUUGUCUCCAUUCUCUAGUCACAUAGGUAAAGUAACACUGGUUUCUAAUACGAAAUACCAGCUCAGCUGCCUUGUAAUUUCUUUUGUGUGUACUCCCCCCUGAAACCCAUAAAUCUUAAUUGGUCCAGAGUAGGAUAGGUUUAUUUUGUUUGUUUACCUGUAACUCAUUCCUUUUUCAAAUUGCACAUAAUGAAAUGGAUGGAUGUAAAUUUGAUUUGUCACAUCCCUUUAUCGUGCAGCAGUAAUUUUAUGCAGCAGUGAUUAGGCCUUUCCUAAACUGCAUGCCUUCCCUCUGGUUAUUUCCUGCUGCCAGAUAAUUAACAUGGGAAGUGACCUUGUUAUGCCCAUAUAUCUACAUGUCCCAUAAUAGGUCAAUACCAAAGAAGCAUUGAAUUGUGGCACAUUCCAUUUUAGAGAGCCCGGAAAUGUCAUAGUGGGUUUAGCCUGGGUACGGAUAAGGGAUAUUGACAUUGGUAAGGGGAAAUGCUAAUUUAUUUUGUUUCCUGUAAUGCUCAUGGAAGCAAGUACCUGCUGUGGUUGGAGACACCCCCCCCCCCCACCUCCGAUGUACAUAUUUUAUAUGCAACUAUACAUUUCUACAGAAACAGAAACUAGGAUUAGUUUUAGCCAGUGUGUAGCUACAGAGUGGCAAUGGUCUUAGCCAAAUUAGAGCAUUGCUCCUCCCCUUUUCCUCUAGUUUUCCAUGACUGUGGAUUUCAGAAGUCAGGUCAAGUUCAAGGGAAGCUUGAAUCACAAUCCAGAUUGCUCCAAAAGCAAUUGUGCAACUUCCUCAAGCAUCUGGUUAAUUGUCCAGUCAUAUUCUUAAAAGUUCUUCCACUUCAGAUUUUGCAGCUACAAACAAAAUAGAAGCAGCACAUCUCUGCUCCUAUCGUUCUUCCGUGCUGUUGCAGCUAUAGCAGUUCUGAAAUCGUUUCUGUACUUCCAAUAACCAGAACUAACUGUGGACUGUUUCUUUGUGUUUCAUGGAGUGGAGCCCUCCCAAAAAGAGCCUGAGAGGGAGAGUAAGAUUUUUGUGUGUGUGUGAGUCAGGAGCAACUUGAGAAACUGCAAGUCGCUUCUGGUGUGAGAAAAUUGGCCGUCUGCAAGGACGUUGCCCAGGGCAUGCAUGGAUAUUUUACCAUCCUGUGGGAGGCUUCUCUCAUGGCCCCACCUGAGAAGCUGGAGCUGACAGAUAGGAGCUCACCCCGCUCCCUGGAUUCAAACUACCGACCUUUUGGUCAGCAGUCCUGCCAGCACAUUGCGCCAUCAGGGGUCCUAGCUUAAAGAAAUGCAAGAAUAGUGGUAUUGUAAAUUCACUGUUGCUAUAAAUUGGAGCACCUAGUUCACAAGGGGUCUCCUGAUGGCACAGAAUUGCUGUGACAAUAUAUGAACAUCACAGGCAUCUGGCCCACAACAGGGAGCAGAGGAGGAAAGGGAGUCGGACCCUGUGACGGAUUCCUUCUCCUAGAUAAGCCUUGUAGUUUCCCAUUUGCUCCCUCCCUGGAUUACAUACUUGGAACUCAUGUAAUGCUCUACAUGUGGACCAAUAGCUGUGUUCAUUGGUGGGCUCAUUGUGCUAAGUUUGACCUGGUUCUUACUCAGGGUUGAUAAAUACAGCCAGUUUUUUAAGACACAACGUAAGACAUCAGCUGCUGAAUUUCCUGUUCACUCACAGCUUCCCAAAACCAGAGUCACUAGUCCGCACUGACUGACUACCCUGUCUCUGUUACAGUCCUUCCUGCCUCCUAUCUAUCAGCAUUUCCUUAUCUGGGCAUCAUACAGAGACGUGAGUCUGGUUUUUAUUUGGCAGUUCUUCCUUGAGCUAUGAUCGGCUCCCUUCAUCUCCUUCACAGGAUGCAUCUACACUGUAGAAUUAAUACAGUUUGACACCACUUUAACUAUUACGACUCAGUACUGUGGAAUCAUGGGAACCAUAGUUUUACAAGGUCCUUGGCCUUCUCUGUCAAAGAGUUUGAUUGCCUCGCCAAAGUACAACUCCCAGGAUUCUACAGUGUUGUAUCAUGGCAGUGAAAGAGGUGUCAAACUGUGUUAAUUCUAUGGUGUAGAUGCCUCAUUCAACACCAAUCAUCCACCACCAUCUCUGGAUGGAGGUUGCUAACGUCGUUUAUAGCCAUUCUCAUAGCCUUGGUGCUAUCUCACAUGAACUAAAAUUCAUGUAACCCCCCCCCCCCCCAAUGCACAUUCAUGGUAAAAUGGAUAUAUCGUAUACAGAAGCCCAUUCAACAGAGCUUGCAUACCACAACAUUCAUAACAGAUAAGAUAAAAAUAGGUCCGUGUUACCAACUGCAAACAGAGGCCAUCCUUCACUUGCAAAGCAGCAGCUUUGAUAAGGGGCACAAAAGUUAAAUGUAGCUAUAAUUAAUGUGUUGCAAAACAACUUUACAGAUUACAUAACAGUGUUGAUAUUAUUAGCCAUUUGUUACCCUCUGGGAUGAUGGUUCUCACUUUUGGAUGAAAGGUGGGAUAUAAAUAAGUGAUGGAUGAAUGUUGCCUGUACAUUUUAUGUGAUGAUAUUGUAUAUUUAUUAUUGUUAUUGUUGUUAUUAUUAUUAUUAUUAUUUUAACUGUGAAUGAAAAAAAAGAAGAUGAUAUGGAAUCUGAAGAUGUUUGUAUAUUAGUUUUACCACAAUAUUGUUAUUCUAUUCCUGAUUGUGGGCUCAUUCAGAAGGGAAAAAAAUGUCUUUGGAAAUACAAGAAAUUUCCAGUUCCUUGUUUUGAUUUUAGCUGUAUAUUCCCAGGUUUCCAUCAAUCCCCCAUGCUUUCCUUUCCCCCCUCCAACCAAUUAUGUGUUACAUCUAGACUUCUGCAAUAUUUCCGAUAUUGUUGUUUACCGGUUUCCAAUCCCCCUUCUAUAUGAUUAUUAUUCAGGUAUUAUGGUCAGAGUUCUAAGGUACUCUAUCGAUAGUACUCUAGUUAAGGAUUUGGAUCAUUUUGUUUUGGUGCAAAACAUACUGUUAUGAUGAUUCUGUGUCCUGGAAACAAUAACUUGAUGGUGACAAUUUUAGGUAGCCAUCUUUAUUGUUGGUGACUGUCUUAGGGCCCUUCCACACAGCCAUAUAACCCAGAAUAUCAAGGCAGAAAAUCCCACAAUAUCUGCUUUGAACUGGAAUAUAUGGCAGUGUGGACUCACAUAACCUAGUUCAAAGUAGAUAUUGUGGGAUUUUCUGCCUUGAUAUUCUGGGUUAUAUGGCUGUGUGGAUGGGUUCUGAAAUAAUACAAAUAGACAGCCACUUCAUUUCAGAAAAUGCUGAAUUAAUUUGCAAUGGAUCUGGGAAGUAGGAAUACAAAAUUCCCUGGAAAUACUUUGGGAUGAAGAAAACACCUUGAUAUCCAAAAUAGAAUUGGUUUUGUACAGGAACAAAUCCUGGAACUUUGAGAGACUUUUCUUCUCAUCUGGAGGACUUCUAAGUUUACAGUCUUAUAAGAACUGAAUGUUCAGUUUAUAAUCUGCACUGUAUAUUGUUUGCAACCUGUGCUUAUUUGGCUUCUGUUUCUGCUAAAUCCCCUUUUUUCUAAGUGUGUAUUUGGAGUUGUUUUUUUCUUUCUUUUCUUAUAAUCCUGCUCUUAAAGAAUCUUGAUAAGUCAGAGGCAAUUUCACUUUCUGGUUUCUUGUCUCUCUGCCCAAAACCCAAGCCCUUUCCCCACAUUGCCUAGCCCUAUACACUGCUCAGCUCUGAAAGUAAGCCCAGGCUGGCUAUCUUACGAAGGAGAAACAAAUAUAUUAAGCAAAGAUAAUUUUAUAUCGAAUAUUUAUUUAUUGUUUUGACUUUUUAAGUUUGGCAAGGUGCCGACAGCUUGUCUGUCAUUCAAUUUUUGGACCAAAUAAUUUAAUAUUUUUUUCCAAUUCAGUAGUUGAAGGGUUUCUUAAAUUAAGAUGAAUGUGAACAUUGUCUAGUAGUAAGUGUUUUACCCAUCUAUAUGAUACUGUGGCCAAAGUUACAUAGUGCCAUGCAUCCAGUAUGGAGAGAUCCGUGCGAUUUAUGCAAGCUUUCUGCUGCAGGCUACAUCGUUUGCCUCUAGUACUGAAAGCUUUUAUCCCCCUAUUACAGCAGAUAACAUCCAAAAACCUGUUUCCACAACAGACCUAUAAGUGGAAGAAGGAUGUAGAGUUCAUGGUACUCCUUAAGGAAUAUUUUCAAAAUACCACUUUUCAAACUUCAAAGAAUUUGAUUUUCAUGUUGAAGUACCACCUUCUAAAAUCUCUAGACCGCCAGAAGAAUUAAAACAACAACAACGAGCCUAAGAGUGUAAAUGUGAGAUGUUCUAGGUUGGAAACCAUCCAGUGUUAGAGACUUGUCUACAGAUUAGAGUAGUGAUGGCAUUGGGUUGCUGUUGAGUUUUCCAGGCUGUAUGGCCAUG
Messenger RNA from Anolis sagrei ordinatus, 6302 nucleotides. The record is from RefSeq and is a predicted model, not a curated record. NCBI's taxonomy places the organism in Eukaryota, Metazoa, Chordata, Lepidosauria, Squamata, Anolidae.